AUGACUUGUUUUCUGCAACAAAUAACAAACUGCCUGCACAAUAUUAACCACAACGGUAUCAGUAACAAGCAAGCAAUUCUUCAACAGAGAGCUUUAGGUAGAGAACUUGGUUUAGUGGUUGAUCUGACAAAUACUACUCGUUACUAUCCAUUAUCAGAUUGGACAAAGGAAGGGAUUGGCCAUGUCAAGAUAAGAUGCAAGGGAAGAGAUUCUGUACCUGAUGAUGAAUCUGUACAAAAGCUUUUUGAUUUCAAGAUAAUAACCAUUGAAUUUGAUGGCAAACGCAUUAAGUUGCAAACCUGGGAUACAGCUGGCCAGGAGAGAUUCAGAACUAUUACUACAGCUUAUUACCGUGGAGCCAUGGGUAUCUUGCUGGUUUAUGAUGUUACUGAUAAAGCAUCUUUCAAUAAUAUUAGGAAUUGGGUUCGCAAUAUUGAACAACAUGCUUCUGACAAUGUAAACAAGAUACUUGUGGGAAACAAGGCUAAUAUGGAUGAAAGUAAAAGGGCUGUACCUACCUCCAAAGGUCAAGUUCUUGCUGAUGAGUAUGGUAUCAAGUUCUUUGAAACCAGUGCAAAAACAAACAUGAACGUGGCGGAGGUUUUCUUUUCAAUAGCAAGAGACAUCAAGCAAAGGCUUGCAGACACAGAUUCAGGACCCGAACCACCGGCAACCUUUCCAAAUGCAACAAUAGGAUUGCAAUGCGCCCCUUAA
Molecule: messenger RNA, 714 nt
Organism: Lathyrus oleraceus (garden pea)
Lineage: Eukaryota; Viridiplantae; Streptophyta; Magnoliopsida; Fabales; Fabaceae
Product: ras-related protein RABE1c
Exons: 2
Coding region: 1-714 (237 amino acids)
Molecular function (GO): GTPase activity; GTP binding
Source: RefSeq, a predicted model, not a curated record